This is a messenger RNA of Pocillopora meandrina, 3154 nucleotides long. Lineage: Eukaryota; Metazoa; Cnidaria; Anthozoa; Scleractinia; Pocilloporidae. The record is from the annotation of a GenBank genome assembly.
GUCUCUCGAGCGCCUAAUUUACCAACCAAUGCUGGGAGUUCAUUAAGCCCCGUAGAGAAAGUAACAUCUAACUCAAUAACAUAUAUCAUUGGCAUCACUGUCGCUGUGUCGCUCCUCGUUCUAAUUGCUGUGGCUUUCUACUGUUACUGGAGGAAAAAAAAUCGGCAUGAAGGAAACAAGGCUUAUGACCCUCAAGGUAAUGUAUUUUUUGAGGUCAAAUCGUCAAGCUGAGCGAAGUCUCAAAAGGGUUUGUUGUCCGUAAGCAUUAAGGCUCUUACGCCAAACAGAACGGCGACAAUAACGAGAAAGUUGCGAAUCAAUCGAUUUAAUGAAGAGGAAAAUAGAACCCCACGUGAGUUUUUAUAAAACACUUCGUAGAUUUCCUAAUUUUCACUUGCUUAACAACAACGUGAAAAUGACAAAAGACACAUUUUGCGUAGUUCGCGAACGAGAAUCCUGGCAGCAAAUAUUUUGCAUGUUUACCUGUUACUCGUUGACACCUACACAUAUUACGCUUGAAGAGGAGAUCAGACGCUAUUUAAAACUGUUGGACGUGACGAUGUUGACAGAAUGCUGAUUUGAGUUCUCCUUCCUUAUUGACUGAGAGGAGAUGCAAGUUUUCUCGACCAAACGCUUUGCGAAACCAUGAAGAAACAAUGCAACCCCUGAAAUAAAAUAUAUUAACGUUCACACGGCAACCAGGUGGACAAUCGUAACUUCUUCGGUUACAUUCAUUAAAUCUGCAAACCAGAGUAGCGUCAAACUAUGUCUGAAUGCAAUCCCUUGUUUUCACCUCUACGGAAUAUAACUCUGUAUGAAUUUUAAUCCUGAGAAAAUGCAAUGAAAACUUGCAACAACGCGUAGCUAGUGAAGUAUGCUAAACGAUGGACAGUUAUUCAAUUCUGGCUCGAAGUUUACCGAUAAAAGCCGCCUAUACACUCAUUUACGUGUACCACGCGAUCUCUGCUAAAUAAAUCACGUUUUCCAGAAUAGUUGACAGUCGACAGCGUUGAAAAAUAGACUGACGCCAUAUUAGAAUCUCUUUCUUUUUUCCUCUAGCUGUUAUCCUGAGAGGGACUGAGAGACAGAAUCUUUCACAAAUUCGCUGUUGUUUUUGUAAUUGUUUAAGAAAUGGAGGAAGCGAAAUAUGACUUUGUGCCGCCGACUUCAUCGGAGACACCAGCUCAUGCGCGAUCCUCGUACGGACUUCGAGGAAGGCGGACGGCCUGCUCCACGAGACCAAAUGGUCAUCAACGAGAUUCUGACUCUCAGGGCAGUAGUGGCUCGUUACAGGGCGUCAGCGUAGGCAACGGAAAAAGUAAGUAUGUCUUAAAUGGGAAAGAAUUCGGUCUGUAUUCAAAGUAAUCGUUGAGGAGUUGGAAGAAGCGCGCGUGGCCGCGUGACACUUUCGUGACAAUUCGUUCUAUGUGUUGUGUGACAUUUUUGAACUAGACAAUUUUUAGUUGAUUAUUUUCCAUAGUUCAAAUCUUUUUUUAUCCAAGGUCUGUUGCUAUUUAGCAUUUCCUGUAAUCCUAUUCGUGAUCGAAGUAAUUUUCAUACUUUGCAAUAGUUCUAACUGAAUACUACAAUGUGUGAGAAACUAAAGGAUUGUUGAAGAAAGCAUGGGCAUCAUCCACAAUCCAGAUUCCAGAACAUCUGCAGACAUAUUUGAAUAAGAAGGAAUAACGAAGGUCCGAGAGAGAAAAUUAUUACAAAACUAAGUUAUAGUUUACGCUAGAUUUAAUGUGAAAAAACAAUAAUUCAACUCUAUUCCGACAGAGUCAUGUUAAAUCAUAUCAUGACUACAACUCUGGAAUAGAGUUGAAAUAUUGUUUUUUUUUUCACGUAAAAUGGACAGCUGGAUCAAGAAAUUUGUUCACUCGCCGUAUGCCUGAUCGAUGGUCUCUUUUAGUGUUAGAGCGUCUUUCUAUUUUAAAUUCUUGGUUUCUUUUGUGAUGCAUCUUUUCAAUACUUUCUACCUUUUUCUUUUGUUUUUGUUUUGUUGUCUUUUAUUUUGCUUUGUUGUUUUUUUUCUGUUUGUUUUGUUUGCGUCGUUUUGUUUUGUUUUUCACCUCUUCACUGUUUAGCUCCCGUUUUUUUUGGAAAGUUCUUCGUCUCGGUUCGCUACUGUUUACUUGUUGUUAAUCCUUUAACUUCCAAAAGAGAUCAACAUGAGACUUCUCCCUAAAAUAUUCCUACAUCAUCCAGCAAACAGGUGAUGAGAAUGUUGGUAGUUAUCAGGUAGAUUUUUUUACCCUCAUCUAACAUCAGAUUCUCAAAAAUAAUUUAGAAGGAAAUCUGCAACAGCUAGAGGGGAGAAUUGACAAUAAGAUCUUGGGAGUUAAAUGGUUAAAACUUACCUUUACCACUAAACACUGCAAUUCUCUGAGGCGGGGCAAAGAGUUAAAACUGCUUCAUUGAGCAACAGCAAAAAUUGAAUUAUGCCCCGGCCACAACUUCACCGAUUACACAAAAGUGACGGUCUCUUGGUGUUUUGUUUAAUAAGAAAACACGAGAAACCAAGGUGGAGAUUAAAACUCCUUGACUUCGAACGUGUACCGCUGGCCUGCGGAGUGGUGCCAACCUUCGGAUUUUCGAAGUGAAAGUCGUUUUUUUUAUUUGAACUCCACGCUAGAGAUUGUACCUUGUGUCAUUUAUUCAUUUUUAACGGAAACCAACCUUACCCCUUCCAAGGCAAAGGCUGACCAUAGUAUGUCUCACCCUUCUCCCCCUGAAGUCUGCAAAUGACCAAAUCUAAUCCCAUAACUCUAUGCGCACCUGCGACCUCUCCCCAGACCUCCCGUAUCUACCAGCAAAAUGGUACUUUUUGCAAGUCUCAGAACAUGAUAAUAAUAUUUUUGAUUUCUCUACCACAGGUAAGACGUUAGUUCGGGACCUUCCCGCUCAUGUGUUCAUCGAACUUGGAAAGUUUUUAAACCCCAAGUCAAGCAAAAACUGGGUGACACUUGCGGGAUACCUCGAGUUUACUACGAAUGAGAUAAAAAACUUUGAACUUGAGGUCAACGAAGCUACUCAAAACGUGCUUUAUCAGUGGGGACAAAAAGAUAGUUCCACUGUGGAUUUCCUUAUCAAUGUAUUGAAGAAAAUGAAGAGGGAUGACUGCGUGCAAGUUCUUAAGCCGUGGGAUAACUGA